Messenger RNA from Dermacentor albipictus, 1036 nucleotides. Its product is annotated as glutathione S-transferase 3, mitochondrial-like. The record is from RefSeq and is a predicted model, not a curated record. Gene Ontology annotation, molecular function: glutathione peroxidase activity; glutathione transferase activity. Lineage: Eukaryota; Metazoa; Arthropoda; Arachnida; Ixodida; Ixodidae. Gene Ontology annotation, cellular component: membrane; nuclear envelope; endoplasmic reticulum.
CAAAGUACGAGCACUUCCAGCGCUACCCGUGGAACUUGUUUGCGACUGUUGCUGCUACGGCCUUCACGCCGGCUGGUCGCCCAUUUCCUCUUGUGUACAGCUGUUGGGUAACGGUUGAAAGCGAGCAGAUCGAUUUGCGUGACAAUCCUGCGAUCGUGAAACUUCGAACACGACAUAGGGUCCAGCGGAAGGCGAAGUCCCUUUUGCUUCGCGUUUGCUUCGUGUUGUGGUACGUGACCGGCUGCAUUGUUUGUCAUGGCCACAUACCACCUGGUGAUGCUGAGGGAGUAUGGCUACGUGGUGCUUGUUGGAGUUGGCUCUGCCAUCGUCAACACGUGGCUCGCCGUCCGUGUCGGAAGUGCACGGAAGCGGUUUGACAUCAAGUACCCAACCAUGUACUCGGACACCAACAUCGCCUUCAACUGCAUCCAGAGAUCGCACCAGAAUUUCCUUGAGAACUACCCACAGUUCCUGAUGCUGCUGUUCCUCGGUGGAUUAGAGUAUCCGAAAUUCGCUGCCUGCUCCGGACUAGUGUACCUGGCCGGUAGGAUUGUCUAUGCUAUCGGGUACUCCACAGGAGACCCGUCCAAGCGGAUGCGUGGCAGUUUCCAGUACUUCGGCUUGUUCGCCUUGCUCGGACUGACCGUGCGCCAGGGGCUGCUCAUGCUGGGAUACCUCUAAGGUGGCCGCUGCUCCCAACUGUGGCGGGGUGGCCUAAGGAUCUGGCAUGGAAACGCCGCAGUUGCAGUGUGCCGAUACCAGAGCUGACCUCUUGCGAUUCGAGGACCGGAUGACAUGCACCUGCUGUGCACCUUCAAGGCCAUUGGGUGGCAACACUUUUUCUAUGCACCAAUGCGAAGAAAGAAUGCGGAUAUUUGACAGAUUGUGUGCAACGGAUGUGUUGACCGGGGCAAUAGAAAAUUAUAAUGGAAACUGAAACAAUGAAAAAGGAAAGGGAAGUAACUUGGAGCUAAGGGGUGCUGUGUAGAUUCCCGUCCACUUUUGCAAUGCAAUAAAUUUUUUGCUUUGUCUACAA